Messenger RNA from Ostertagia ostertagi, 405 nucleotides. NCBI's taxonomy places the organism in Eukaryota, Metazoa, Nematoda, Chromadorea, Rhabditida, Trichostrongylidae. The record is from the annotation of a GenBank genome assembly.
AUGUUGUUCACUCUAGCAGCACUGUGCUUCCUCAUGGUGAGCGUCGGAGCCGACGAAUGCCGGUGCAUUACAGGAGAUGAAAAAACAAGUUGCAAAACCCAGAUAUGGCAGAUAAUGCGUAAACUUCGCAAAAAUCUGGAAUGGGAUGAAGAGAUCACUCAGCUAGCUAAGAGUGAUCCACUUAGGGCACCAGAAUAUGAACAGGCGUUAUUCUGGGGAGACUUUGAAAAGGACGAUAGACGAACAAUGGAGCAGAAAGUAAACGCAACCAUUUACAAAAACAUCGACUAUGUGAAAAGAGCGAUUGGUGAAUUGAAAAGUGAAAGCGCUAACUUUGGGUGCCACUGCAAUUACUAUAGUGGAGACGAAAGGGACGACAUGGACAUCAAUUGCUUCUUCCAAUGA